This is a messenger RNA of Acanthopagrus latus (yellowfin seabream), 3934 nucleotides long. RefSeq names its product ORMDL sphingolipid biosynthesis regulator 3 (gene ormdl3). Bases 683 to 1144 code for a protein of 153 amino acids. Gene Ontology annotation, cellular component: endoplasmic reticulum membrane. The transcript has 6 exons. Gene Ontology annotation, biological process: negative regulation of ceramide biosynthetic process; intracellular sphingolipid homeostasis; ceramide metabolic process. The record is from RefSeq and is a predicted model, not a curated record. Lineage: Eukaryota; Metazoa; Chordata; Actinopteri; Spariformes; Sparidae.
AUGUUUGGCGCAGCUUCAGAUAAAGGGUCUGAUGCUGAAACUGUGGAUUCGUACUCACCACCAGAUGGGAUAGCCUCCAAGCACCCGUGAGCUGGACAACCACACACACAUCAAAUAUCCAAUCAGAUACAAAUCCAUGAGUCAAUCAUGCCCAUUUCUUCGGAUCCCUCCCUCGCUGUGACGUAGGAAGGGGGCGUAGUCCACGUUGCGUUCAACGCACUACACCGUGAUUGGUCAGCGUCGGCCAUGUGACACAUCUCGACCAAUCGGCGCAGAAUGCGACGAGUAAAGAGACAGCGGCCGUGGAAAAACGACCGUCGGUGACGCUCCGUCAUGAACUGUGCUGUGUUGUCACCAGCUGUUGUCUGGAAGACGAAGGAAAAGUGUCUGGAGUGAUCGUGAGACCACGAGCAGCCCCGCAGCACGCAGCCGCACGUUCGGAGCUCAAAGAUGGUGCCGGAUGACUGAUCGGCACUCCGGAGGCUCGCCGGGCUCACAGUGAUGCUAUCACUUACAUAACUGGAGGCAUCGACAAGACACAAAGUGUGAUAACGGACUAGUGCCAGUACAGGUCGGAGUUGAAGCCAUUUUUUUUCCUCUGCACAGACAGACAGUCACACCAGCUGGGUUCAGACUAAGAUCACUUGGUGUCUGUACAUCGUACAGUCAGUAGCGUCCCAUCAUGAACGUGGGCACGGCACACAGCGAGGUGAACCCCAACACCCGAGUGAUGAACAGCCGAGGAAUGUGGCUGUCUUACAUCCUGGGCAUCGGUCUCCUGCACGUCAUCUUGCUCAGCAUUCCCUUCGCCAGCGUACCCGUGGUCUGGACCCUCACCAACCUCAUACACAAUCUGUGCAUGUACCUCUUGCUUCACACCGUCAAAGGGACGCCGUUCGAGACCCCAGAUCAGGGCAAGGCUCGCCUCCUCACGCACUGGGAGCAGAUGGACUACGGCGUGCAGUUCACCGCGUCACGCAAGUUCCUCACCAUCACACCCAUUGUCCUGUAUAUAUUAACCAGCUUCUACACCAAAUACGAUCGUGUCCAUUUUGUGGUCAACACAGUUUCCUUGCUCACUGUACUCAUCCCCAAGCUGCCCCAGCUGCACGGUGUGAGGAUCUUUGGGAUUAAUAAGUACUGACAAGGCAGAAGAGGACACCUCCUUCCCUCAGUCCUCAUGGACUGCUGAGAGCACAAAGAGUAUCAGGCCUCCGAUUUGGCUGCAGAUCCAUGAGGAUCUGUGGCUCUCUGGCUCUCGACUCUGCUGAACAGCACUCUAAAUGAAGCCUGCUGGGGAUUCUGCCGUGGUACCAAAACCCAGGAAAGAGACAAAAUACACUCUACAUAGAGGACAAAGGGAAAGUGUACUGUUGUGGCAGUUUGUGGCUCUCCUUUGCGUCACAGGUUUUAUAGAGAGACUUAAAAAGCAUUUGUAAAAAGGGUGUAUUAUGUCCAUUUCUGUAGAAAUGACAGUUUUCUGAUGUGACAGGUUUCAGGAGGAGAGGACAACGUAGUCGCACAAAACUCAUGUGCCAUUUUUCACCCACUGGCACGCUGAGGCAGUAGUCUAAAGUUAUUUUGUGUGUAAUGAUACACUGCUGUAUUUAUUCAGCUUCAGUCCCACGAGGAGCUUCCUCUUUCUUGAGGUUUCUGGGCUCGGAGGAGAGGAACAGGAGUUUAAUGAAAUGUUGAGGAACCUGUGAACUGCAGCAGAGGCGAGACAUGAAAAACCACACGGUUUUAUAUUUAGCCCUCGCUGCUCCACUCAGGGCCAAGAUUGGGAAGUUAAACAAUCCUUAUUUUUAUCUGACCAUUACUAUAUUUGGACUCCUGCUGUCCUGGUUUGUGUCACAGAAAGCCUCCUGUCAGUAGAACCGUCUGGCCCGUGUGCAGAAAGAAUGUGCAAGAGCACUGAUCCAACGUAACCACAGGUUUUGCAAUAGGAGUGAAGAGAUAAGCAUUUCUCCCCUAUUAUGUCAUACUUACAUACACGCUACAUAUGGAGACACAAGCUUGUUACUUUCCUAUGAAAGUACUCAGGACCCAUUACAUUAACUGAGCAUGUUACUCAGUUUGGAAUCAGGGGAGAAAUUUAGACACUGAGGUACCAGAUAUAGGUACGCCCAUCAGUAACCCUGCAGUACAUCCGGAAAUACUCACAUGUUUCCAAUGUUUGGUUCACCCCCUGUUAAAUACAUGAAAAGAGAUGAGUAUUACAGACACGGCUGCAAUGAAAUCAUUGGUGAGAAAUCACAAAUAUGAAGAGAGAAACAAUUCAACGCUACAUUAGUUGGUUUGGUGGCAACAAGCAGUCCUGAAAUACAACACUAACAUAUGUUUUUAUGGUAAUGUGUUGAGCAACUUUAACAUUUAUUUGGAGUUUUGGUGACCUGAUAAAUCCAAAGUCCAGUAUUGUCUCUGCUCUUGGUGCUGUUUUGGUCUUCACCAACCUCCUUCACCUGCUAAAGGCUCCAUCUUUUUUUCACCUGCUAGCAAACUUUUGUUGGUAAGUUGUUAAGAUUGUGAAUUUGAAAACCAACACAAUGAGCUAAAGAGGCUCUGUGAAUUGUGGGUUUGUGACUCUGAGAAACGCUUCUCACAUUGCAGUCACUUGGUCCACGGUUAGUUUAAAACAAUAUUGACUCCAGAUCAACAUUAAGACUGAUUUUUUUUUUUUACAAAUGGAACAAUUAGAAAGAAAUAUCUGCGUACUAAACCACACAUGGGUUGUUUCCUGUAGCCACAUCCACAAAAUGAUCUUUCAAAUGCAGAACUAUCAAGCAAACCUUUUUUUUAGCAUCCAAGGAAUCGCAGUUAUUCUGCUUAACGGCUUCUGAGUUUCGUCAUAGAGCUGCUUCGUAAUAGAGUAAGAAUGUCUAAAAGGUAAUACGUCACUGUUAAUUUAAAAAUGUUAAGGGUUUUAAAGUUUAGUCUGAUGCAUGUGGGAGGCUGAAGUGUCCAUGAACCAUUUCUCCGUGGCAGUUCUCGUCCUGACUUUAGUUUGUUAAUGUGAAGUAAAAAGUAAUGAUAUAAAAUUGUACAGGGUGUGAGUCGCUACUCGGGCAGCGAUUCAGUCUGAAUCCUCAGCGUGGGGAUUUUAGUUCAACUUUGAUUCAGUAACGACGACGAGCCAAAACUGUGUGUAUAUUCUUUAAUUCUCCUUCAGAUAAUCGCAGGAAAGCAGAAUAAUGUUAGCAUAAAUAUUAUGCUGCAAUAAAGGUCAAAAGGUAAUGUGUCCCUCUGGAAUUAAAACAAUAAUGUUUACGGAUGCUUACCUGAACAUUUUACUCUUAAUUACAGUAGCCAUAGUAGCAUAAUUAUGAAUAUUACUGACAGUGAACGCAGUAGUAAAAGUAGUGAAGAUACCAGUUGUUUUUUUUUUUUUUUGAUGUGGUAGAUGAGAGACAAAUGUCAUUAUUAAUUAUUUAUUGUGAUUCAUGUUGUUUCAUGUGGAUUAUAGCUGAGCCCAAAACAAUUCUAUCAGUGUGUUUUUCUUUUAGCAGAUACAUGUAAUCGAUUGGCUCAACCUACUCAUCCAACCAAUGACAUAGAAUGGACCAAACAACCAAAGAAUUGUGGGAAAUUGUAAAUACUAGCUGAUCUGCUGCGGCUUUCAUGUCUUCAUUAUGAUGAUUCUGAUCUGUCGUGACCAUAAAGGGCUUUUUCUUCUUCUUCUUCUUCUUCUUCUUCUUCAGCGACAUGCUGUGAUAAUUCACAGCACAAUGUGAUAAUGCAUUUGUCAUGUUUUCUUUUUUCUUAACCAAGCAGUUUGUGAAAGAAGGUUUUGAACUGAAUGUUGAUGUAAACGUGAAACAGUGCGCUCGUGGCUUCUGUUUGUCGAUCCGUGUACUUUUGAAGGAAAUGUCAAUGUGAACUUCUGUAAGAGUGCUUGACCCCCAAAAUACAGUAUUUUUCAAGUAUCAUCUCAAAA